AUGUUGACUCUUGUAAGUUUCCUCAAUCCCAUUGAGACUUCGCUUGCUCACAGACUCCUAGAACGUUAUCUCUACAUUCCUCUCUCUCGCAGCUGUAUCCACCGCAAUGAUUGUCCCAGAAACACUCCACCCACGAAAACAAGGUGGAGCCAAUAAGCCAGCCCAAGUAGCAGCCGUCACUCAAGUCACAGUCUACUCUGGCCCCUACACCUGCCCAAACUCACAAUAUCCACCACCAGCUGGAUACGGCGGAACCACCACCGUUGUAAAUGUUGCGCAAAACACCUGCACCGUUGUCAAUAUGCCCGCCGCUGGUGCCAUUAGCGCUGUUUUGACAACUGCUCCACCAGCCGGUAAUGUGGGAUGCUAUUUGCAGAUCUUUAGCAUUAACAAUGGGUGCACUUUCUCUCCUCAGAAUGAAUAUCAUGGAUUUCCGUUUGAUGGUGUUGCUGUUGGGAAUAAGGUCGGGUGUGUUUCUCCACCAGUGUAUAACUAUGCUGCUGUUUCACUUCUGUGUGAUUAG
This is a messenger RNA of Hymenoscyphus albidus, 523 nucleotides long. Lineage: Eukaryota; Fungi; Ascomycota; Leotiomycetes; Helotiales; Helotiaceae. The record is from the annotation of a GenBank genome assembly.